Messenger RNA from Pocillopora damicornis (cauliflower coral), 535 nucleotides. RefSeq lists its product as uncharacterized. Lineage: Eukaryota; Metazoa; Cnidaria; Anthozoa; Scleractinia; Pocilloporidae. The record is from RefSeq and is a predicted model, not a curated record.
AUCCUUAAACUUCAGCAGUCUCUAUUUUCCAGUGGCCUCUUCUUGUCUUUUGAUUUCGUUUUCAGGAACCUUAGUGAAGAGCUAACAUCAGAAAGUCUCGAAGCUGACGAUCAGGGUAACUUCACGCUCUUCAAAAAAAUAAUAAUACUGAUUGAAGAACUUUCUCACGAUACGUUCAAGCAACUGUGUCUCUCCUUAAAUGAGGGACUCGGUACUGACUACAAAGCUCUAAUGACGAAGUGCUUUCCCGACAUUUAUUCUCUGGUGGAGGCAACCGAGAUCAAAAAGAGUAGGAGUCCAGCUGAAAAAUUACUCCGCGACCUAAUCAAUAGGCAAAUAACGGUGGAAAGGCUCCUAAGAGGCGUGGAAGGAAUAGGAAACAUAAAGGCCAGAAAAAUUAUAACGGAGGAUAUCACGAAAAGAGGGAAAACGCUUAACUUGCCGGGGGAUUAUCAAUUUUCUCCACGCCACUCCACUGGACAGCCACAAGAGGUAUGCAUAUUGUCUAAAUGUGUUUUAUCUACACAAUAACCGC